GUGGAGGAUUGUGGUACAGCCCUUGCCAAGGCCUGGGAGAAAGAUGCAGAUGUUCGCCGUCGCAUUGCUGCAGGCAAACUAGUGAAGACAACGCCCACUGGUGUGGUGGACCGGGUAGCCCUCGAGCUGAAUGAGAGAUUAAUUGUGCCUGCCAUUCUGCACUUGGGAGCACGUGUGGGAGUGGACACCUUGGAAGUUCAUGUGGCUUCCCUCUACACGGAUAUGAUGUCCGCAAGCGGGAUCAAUUGCUUGGCAGAUCAAAUGUCUGAAAUCAUCCGAAGGAUGAUGGAGCGGGUCGGCAUACCGAUUCCUGACGGAUCUGUGGCAGGGGAUGAUGAUGUUUCAUCUGCAGCUGAGGGAGAAGGUGAAGAGGAAGACUGUAUGGAAGAAGAUGAGCUAGUGGAGCCUGGGGAACCUGUUCCCACGGGUGAAAAUAAGCGUGCUGAGGAUGUUGAGCCUUUGAUGAUCGAGGCCCCAGAAACUACGACAGUGCCCCUGAUGGAGGUGGCUGAGCGACCUGCCAAGACUCGCAAGGUGGAUGAUGACAGCAAGCAUGAGCGCAUGCAGUUUGAGCAGAAGAAGCAGCAGCAGCCGCCUGUAGUACCGGCUGCAGCAGAAGACAUCCCACGGCCAACCAGUGAGCAAAUGCGGGAGCUUGCAAAGGAGCACGAGCUAAGAAAGGAGGAGCCACAAAGCAAGCAUGACCCAACCCCGGAGGCUAGUCUAAGCCAACAGGCAACCACAGAGACUGAGCAGGAGCCAUUGGACAGCCAACAGACAAGCACAGGGGCUAAGCAGGAGCCAUUGCACGGCCAACAGACAGGCACAGAGGCUAAGCAGGAGCCAUUGCACAGCCGACAGACAAGCACACAGGCUAAGCAGGAGCCAUUGCACAGCCGACAGACAAGCACAGAGGCUAAGCAGGAGUCCCCCAAGUUAGAUCUGCAAGGACAGCACAAGAAGCUACCCGUCCCCAUCCACAAGUCCUUUGCAGGAGUCUCCCGCAACAAGUCAGAGCCCACUUGCUACGGUUUCCAAAGGCACUUCAUCUGCAGUCUCAUCGAGCACCAGAAGCCCAGGAUUCAUGUGGUUGCUGCCUACGGUGACAAUCAGUUCCACUGCCAGGAACGAUUGCAGAAGAUUCGUGUCCUGACUGACAAUCUGGAGACGCAAGCUUGGCCUCAUGAUGCACAACCUUCAUUCGAGAAUGGUGGUGUGGCAAGGCAACUUAGCUUCGAGAGUGCUGCCGACCCAAGCCCAGCAGCAAACCGAAAGGAUGAAAAGUCUUUGGAGGCCGCUGAACGUGCCAAGGAGUCUCCCCCGCCUGUUGUCUUGGGCCCACGCAGACCGAAGCCUCGAUCCAAGCGCUUGGCACGCCGGGCCUGUGGUGUCAAGCCCAAAGAAGCGGGAAACAAGCCUGAGGCCUCGAUCAAGCCCCCCGAGCCAGCUGAUGAAGCCCACAAGCCCUUGCCUACCAAGCCAGCUUGCAUGAUGACGAUGAAGCCUACCUUGAGCCCUGAAGAGCAACAGCCGGCCAAGCCAAAGGGAAGGGCCAAGAAGAAUCAGGAUGAGGAUGAGGAUGAGGAUGAGGAUGAGGAAAGGGAGGAGCAGGAGGAGGCAGAUGACGAGGAGGAUCCAGAACACCUCGAUGGAGAGGAGUUGGAGGAAGAGGAGCAGGAGGAAGGUGAGCAAACUGAUGAGCCUGCAUCAAUGAAGCGCCCGGCAGCCAAGAGAGGCAAGCAGCAGGAUCAGGCAAAGCCCAAAGCAAAAGCAAAGGCAAAAGCCAAGGUGAAAUGUGCUGCGAAACAGAAAGCAAAGGCAAAGGCCAAAGGCAAGGCUGGCUCGAAAGAUGAUGAGGAUAAGGCUUUGAAAAGUCGAAAAAGCGUGGCAUAUCACCGGGCGAAGAAAGAGGCGCUCAGUUCAGGAAUGACAGCAGAGGAAGCCUCGGAGAUCGCGAAGAUUGUCUUCUGGGCACAUGCCGAAGUCGGAGCGGUGGGCCUGCAGAGCUUUUUCAGGAGUCGCUACGAAGGGCCUACUGGUGUAAAGAAGUUUGUGGGCUCCAAGAAGGAGUUGCAAAAGAGCGGGCCAGGAGACCCAUGGCCCGAAGCAGAGAUGGUGCAAGUGUGGUCGUACCUCUACAUGAAUAAGCGUUUGCAUAUUCCCGACUCGUGGCUGAGCACAAUGGAUGAUUUCAAUGAAGAGCUGAGAGCGACAGAAGAGACCAGGCAGAUCAUGCAGCUCCAGCAGGAUAUGGCCGCCUUCGAUGGUGCUGACCCCCAGCAAGGAUCUACUGAUGCAGGUAGUGGUGUUCACGAGGCUGUGAUCCACGGCGCUUUUUUGAUGAAUCGCUACUUCAGGCCCAACAAGAGGGGCGAGCUGAAAUGCUCAGAGGAAGCUAUGCGAAUGUUCAAGGUGGAGCUGGAGAAAAGGUCCACCCAGACUUCACAAAGUGAUAAGAAGGGAGGUGUUCUGGCUGUGUACAUCGAAAUGACUGGUAAGAAAGUGGACAAGGGGAAUGACCUCAAGGACAAGCUGCAUGAAAAUGGAGGCAAGCGGGCUAUCGAGAUGGCUGAAGAGCUGAAGCCCAAAGUUGAUGAUCUCGACAAGAAGAACAAGAUGUUGCUGAAGUUUCAGGAGGCCAACGCUCUUCCCGGCAGCAAGAAGAUCAUGACCUCGAUCAAGAAGCUGUUUCUUCUGCGAGAGCAUAGCUACCUGGUUUUGGGUGGAAACGAUCUUAAGGUCGACUCUCCUCUGGGGCCUACCACCUUCUACUUUUGUGUCGUGGGGGUGAAAGGGGACUGGGUCUACUUGAGGAAGGUGCCUGGGCUGGGAGCUCCGGAGCGCGCUUUGAUCGAUCCAGCCCAUACGUGGCACAUUGGGUCACUGGGAAGCAAAUAA
This is a messenger RNA of Symbiodinium necroappetens, 2898 nucleotides long. NCBI's taxonomy places the organism in Eukaryota, Dinophyceae, Suessiales, Symbiodiniaceae. The record is from the annotation of a GenBank genome assembly.